Molecule: messenger RNA, 528 nt
Organism: Lathyrus oleraceus (garden pea)
Lineage: Eukaryota; Viridiplantae; Streptophyta; Magnoliopsida; Fabales; Fabaceae
Exons: 1
Coding region: 1-528 (175 amino acids)
Source: RefSeq, a predicted model, not a curated record
AUGCAGGCUGAAUUCGAGAUGAGCAUGAUGGAAGAACUGAAAUUCUUCUUGGGAAUCCAAAUCAAUCAAGGAAAGUAUUGGACUUAUGUUCAUCAGUCCAAAUAUACAAAGGAGCUUCUGAAGAAUUUUAAUCUUGAAGAUUGCAAGAUUAUGGCAACUACUAUGCAUCCUACUUGUAGCCUGAAUAAGGAGGAAAACAACUCUAAAAUGGAUCAAAAUCUUUUCAGACGUGUGAUUGGUUAUUUUAUUUACUUAACUACUUCUAGGCCUGAUAUUUUAUUCAACGUCUGUUUGUGUGCAAGAUUCCAAUCAGAUUCUAGAAAAACUCAUUUAACUGUUGUUAAGAGAAUCUUUAGGUAUUUGAAAGGAUCAACAAAUCUAGAACUUCUCUAUAAAAAAUCCCUAGAUUAUAAGUUGAUUGGAUUAUGUGAUGAUGAUUAUGUUGGGGAUAGAAUUGAAAGAAAGUCCACUAGUGAAAACUAUCAAUGCAUAGGUGAAAACAUAAUAUCACGGGCUAGCAAGAGAUAG